Drosophila serrata is the source of this 290-nucleotide messenger RNA. RefSeq lists its product as uncharacterized. The record is from RefSeq and is a predicted model, not a curated record. Lineage: Eukaryota; Metazoa; Arthropoda; Insecta; Diptera; Drosophilidae.
GGGUUGAGACAUAUCUGAAUGUCUCAUGGAGCUUUUGAAAUUGUUGUCGAAAGAAGUAGUAGAUUUGUAAUUUAUAUAAUGCUGGAAAUCGUUGUGCUAUUCCUCCUCAGUUCGGUAUCCUUUUUCAUUGCUCAGCUGGAGAAACCAACCACAUUUUGGGGGUUCAUAGAUGCUGCAUACCCAAUCGUCAUGGGCAUACUGUCCGCUGGAAUUGUUUACAAAAACAAAUAGAGAAAGAGAAGGACGAUGGCUACAAUAAUUACUUCAAAUAGAGAUGACUUUAUUUCGGC